Sitophilus oryzae (rice weevil) is the source of this 1457-nucleotide messenger RNA. RefSeq lists its product as uncharacterized. The transcript has 7 exons. The record is from RefSeq and is a predicted model, not a curated record. NCBI's taxonomy places the organism in Eukaryota, Metazoa, Arthropoda, Insecta, Coleoptera, Curculionidae. The coding region runs from base 169 to 1359 and encodes 396 amino acids.
AACAAUCAUCGAUCAUUUAAUAAGUUGAGCUAGUAAAAAACCCUGUCAAAUUUUAACAAUGAUAAUAAUAUCUAUUGAUAAGAUAAGAAAUAUUUGUGUUAAUUGAAGAUUGAAACAAGUGACAAAAAAUUACUAUGAUGAGAAUUCUGUUAUUCUUUACUUAACAAAAUGAUCUUGUUUGCGAUAGUUUUUUGUGGAUGCUUAUUAAAUCCAGUUCUCAGUGAUCAAACAAUAACUUUAACGGAUGAAGAUCCCAGUUAUACUUGGAAACAAUCAUCAGAAGGAAAAAUAACUAUAGAAGCAGAUGAAGGAUAUCAAAUUGCAGUUCAUAUUUUGUACUUAAACCUUGAUGGUGAGAAUAACAACAUGGUAACAAUAGAAAAUGUUCCUGAAGACGGGGAAGGUACAGAAGAAAUGAUGUUUACAUACAUUUUAAGCAACAUGAGUUAUUUCUUCAACUAUAAUAAACUUCUCGCUCAAUAUGUUGGAACUAAUUCUUCUAAUAAUUUUUCUAUAGAAUUUACUAGACAAGGAAAGGCUUUAACAACAACUACAACUGAAAUAUCUACAACUACAGAAUUUUUACCUACACCUGCUGAAACAGAAAAAUCAACUAUAACAGUGUAUAUUUAUGGAAAAGCUUCCAAUGAGUAUAAUAAGGCAGUUAUAGUACAACUAAAAAAUGUUUUAGCUAAUAUGGGGCAGGAUUACUGUUCUGUGCAAGUUUGUCCACUGAAUGGUUCUAUAACAACCAAUAACAUCAAUAUCCAAACUUUAGUGAAAUGCUCAGUUUUAUGGGAAAACUAUGAUACUUGCGCAAGUCUUACUUUUGGCAUACCUGUGAAUAUUUUAGAAGAAUACCAAAACAAUUCUCUAUGGGAAAAUUAUCAACUGAAUGAAAAACAUCUACAAAUAAUGUGGAGUACUUAUGCUUCAAAAUAUUUAGAAACGCUUGGAUUAUCUGUUUAUCCAGUACCUAACAUAGAAAGCAUAUUCAGGCAUAAAAGUAUACUAUUUUGUUUUGUAAUAGUAUUUUUUGUAAUAAUUAUAUUGGUUAUUAGACGAGUGACAGAAAAGAUUAACAAAAAAAGAAUCAAAAGAAAAAGUGAUGCUGUUUCAAUAAUGGAUUCUCAGAACCGGAUAAGCCAAGCCUCUUUAACCCCCCACUAUUUACAGGAACUGCCUCCUUUAUUCAGUACCGAUUUUCCAUUAUAUCCUGAACAAAAAAGUCACAAUGCAAAUUAUGGCGAAUUCAACGAGACGUUUACAGAUGAUCUUGAAGAUAAUUAUAAUAUCAAGAAUAACGAAACGAUAACUAUAGUUGGUGAUCUGGAAGAACUAGAUGAUACACAAGCUUAAAAUUAAACUUUUUUAUACAUAUUUUUAUUGUUAGUAAUCUGAUGUCAGUGUUUAAUAAGUAUUAUUUAUGGAAAUUAAAUAAAUACCUUACAACUAAA